Thamnophis sirtalis is the source of this 2962-nucleotide messenger RNA. It is a transcript of the gene CAVIN2, whose product is annotated as caveolae associated protein 2. The record is from RefSeq and is a predicted model, not a curated record. NCBI's taxonomy places the organism in Eukaryota, Metazoa, Chordata, Lepidosauria, Squamata, Natricidae. Gene Ontology annotation, cellular component: cytoplasm; caveola. Gene Ontology annotation, molecular function: protein kinase C binding.
AGGAGGAAAGAGCGAGGGAGGGACGGAGGGGGAAAAUUUAAACCUGCAGGCGACGAACUCCGGGCUCGAACCCUUCCUGGUUUCGGAAUCUGGGGAUCAGAAAGGGCGGGGCUGCGCCGAGCUUUCCCCAAGUUUUCGGCUGCUGCAUAGAAGUCAUUGGAGGAGCUCGACGCUGGGGCAGAUUGCAUUCCUGCAACACCCGAGAGGGGAGCUGAUCGCAGCGGCCCAACGUCUCUAGCCUCGCCGCCAUGGGGGAGGACGGAGUGCAAGCGGAGAAGAGCAGCGCCUACGUUUCCCCCAACUCCGAUGGGCCUCUGGAUGCCAGCAAUCCCAGCCCGGUGCCCUCGGGCAGCCGCAGCCCCAGCUUGCUGCCGUCAGGGCCGGGCGAGGCGAUUCGGGACAGCUCGCAAGUCAACGCCAUCACGGUGCUAACUCUCCUGGACAAGCUGGUGAACAUGCUGGACUCGGUGCAGGAGAAGCAGCAGAAGAUGGAGCAGCGGCAGAUCGACCUGGAGGGCUCGGUCAAGGGCAUCCAGAGCGACCUGAGCAAGCUGUGCAAGAACCACACGUCCACCAGCAACACGGUGGCCAAGCUGCUGGAGAAGUCGCGCAAGGUCAGCGCCAACACGCGCGACGUGCGCGACCGCAUGGACCGCCAGUGCGCCCAGGUGAAGCGCUUGGAGCACAACCACGCGCAGCUCUUGCGCCGCAACCACUUCAAGGUGCUCAUCUUCCAGGAAGAAAAUGAAAUCCCUGCCAGCGUAUUUGUGAAAGAACCUGUUCCCAGUAUUACUGAUGGGAAGGAAGAGCCUGUCGAUGAGAACAAAACCUUGGAAGAAACCUUGCACACCGUGGAGUUAUCCUCAGAGGAUGAGCUGCCCCACGAUGACCUUGCAGAAGACAGCAUGGAUGAGAAAAUGGAGGAGACCAGAGCUGAGAAAAUCAAGAGAUCGAGCCUUAAAAAGGUCGACAGCCUGAAGAAAGCAUUUUCCCGCCAAAACUUUGAAAAGAAGAUGAACAAGAUUGUCUCGCCUGAACGGAGAGAGAAGAUCAAGAAGUCUUUUACCCCUAACCAUCAGAAGUCUUCUUCAUCCAAAAGCUCGUCUUUCAAGGUCUCUCCCCUGACAUUCAACGUGAAGAAAGUCCGUGACGGAGACACAUCUAUAGAAGUAGAAGAUAAGCUAGUGGAAGCGACUGGCAGUGAGCACGCAGCCGGUGAAGAGAUCCCCUUCACUUCAGAUCCAGUCCCUUCUUCUUCUCCAAUGGAAGAAGGAAAAGCCUUUGCUGAUUCCUUGGAAAAAGAGUCAGGAAGUGAAGGAGAGGUGGUGAUCAACAACAACAUUGAGCUUGCAAUUGUUGAAGAAAAUGAUGACUAUAGAGCUUCGUUAGAAAUCAGACAAGAACUUUAUGAGGAAAGAAACAAGCCAACCAGUGAAGAAGUUGAAUAUUCUGAAGAAUCCAAUCAAGCAGCUGUCCUUCACGUAAACCAAACCGCGUAAAUUGCCUGUGUCCUUUCUACGAAUGAUAUUUUUUAAUUAUAUCAGUCACCAGAAUAUGUCUGGUAUGCUAUAAAUGUGGGGUCUAAUAGUGCAUCACAGUGGAAUUGUUGGUUUUAAAGCGUAGAUUUCCUUACAAAAACUGUUCACUCAAUUAGAAUUGACUCCCACAGUCAAAAGUAGGGCUGUUCUCCAAAUAACACAAAAGCAGAUUUCUUGGCCGCUUUAACCUCUUUCCAUCACCACUUCAAACCUCUUCUUACUUUCUAAAUGUUUCUUCACUCUACCUAGAAUGGGUUUAAAAGAAGUGUUCAAGACAGUUAGGCCGUUUGAUAAAAGGCGUUACCUACACAGUCUCUUUUAAAUUGUAGUUAAGAAUAUAAGCAGUUCCCUGCUAGAUUAGAUCUCUUUUGCCCCAUCUAGUUCAGCCGAAUGUCUGGCCAACCUACUUCACAAGGAAGCUCAUUUGUCUGUUCGUCUCCCAACAGAUUCAGGGAGGUCCCACUGCCAUCAAUUCUUUGAUCCCCAAGACUUUCAUGAAUUGAUCCACCCUUUUUUUUUUUAAGCCAGUACCACAUCUCAUGGUACUGAAUUCCAAAAUGUAAUUACGGGUUGUGUAAAAAAAAAAAAAGGUCAUUCGGUCAAUCCUGAUUCUUCCAAUGUAUUCAAUUUUGUUCUAGUGUUUUGGGAAGAGGAAAAUAGCUUGUCCACUUUAUCUAUGCCAUGCAUAAUUUCAUUGUUAAAGAUUUAUUGAAGAUUUGGAUAGAUCCAUGACCCUCAUCCCCAUCUGCAAUCAGCUCUCAGUGGGGAAGGCAUGGCUAUUAAAUGGUGCAAACAUGGUCUUAUUUUUUUCAAAUACAGAUCCCAUGUUUUCUUCAAUCUAGACUGUGGGCCUGCAUUGAAAAGACAGUUUCUCUCACUUUCGGAGGGAACUGUAAAAUCCAUUACAGUAUCCUCUUUGCCUGCUAACUUUCCCCUAUUAACUGCUUUUUAAGUUACAAUCCAAUUAUAAGCUAAACUCUUUCGCACCUAUGCAAUUCAUCGCCUUUUCCUAACCUAUGGAAUCCUCAAAGUUUGUAAUUUCCCUUCUUGAUGUGCUGUGACUAUCCUAGCACAAAGUAAGGGUGAACUUCCUGUCACAAGAGCUGAUACUAAAAAUGCAGGCGUGAAUUACUGAGAAGUACAGCUUUUGACAGUAUACUUAUACACAUUAUGUGCAGAUGCACUGGAAAAGAUAUUUUUAGCAUAUACAAUUGAUUUGAGAAACAAAUUACUGUGAGGAGGCUGCACCUCAACAAAAAUGAAAAUGGGAUUUUUGCUUCCUUAUCGCUGUUCGGUCCCUUAGUUAAUUAAUAACUGUUGAUACAGAACAAUUAGGCAGUUGAGUUUUCUGUCUCAUAGUGCCUGCAUCAUUUUGUUUUAUUGAUGUUGAGAAUAUUCCUUCAUCCACCAGCUCCUUGCAAAAC